UCGCAGCGGCUCUUUAUGAUCCUUUGGCUAAAAGGCGUGAUAUUUAAUGUCACAACAGUUGACCUAAAGAGAAAGCCUGCCGACUUGCAAAAUUUGGCACCGGGCACAAACCCUCCAUUUCUGACCUUCAAUGGAGAAGUCAAAACAGAUGUUAACAAGAUAGAAGAAUUUCUGGAAGACAAAUUGGUACCACCAAGGUAUCCAAAGCUUUCUGCCAGAUAUCCAGAAUCAAAUUCCGCAGGAAAUGAUGUGUUUGCCAAGUUCUCAGCAUACAUUAAAAAUGCCCAGAAAGAUGCAAAUGAAAGUUUGGAAAAGGCUCUAUUGAAAGCUCUGAAAAAGUUAGAUGAUUAUUUAAACACACCUUUACCUGAAGAAAUUGACGCCACUAGCACAGAGGAAGAUAUUUGCUCAAAAAGAAAAUACCUAGAUGGAGAUUACUUGACUUUAGCAGAUUGCAAUCUCCUGCCAAAGCUUCACAUUAUCAAGAUUGUAGCACUGAAAUACCGAAAUUUUGAAAUCCCAAAGGAAAUGACUGGAAUUUGGAGAUACUUGAACAAUGCGUAUGAAAGAGAGGAAUUUGUAAACACGUGCCCUGCUAAUCGUGAGAUUCAGAUUGCAUAUUUAGAUGUUGCAAAGAGAAUGAAAUAA
Molecule: messenger RNA, 648 nt
Organism: Rhincodon typus (whale shark)
Lineage: Eukaryota; Metazoa; Chordata; Chondrichthyes; Orectolobiformes; Rhincodontidae
Product: chloride intracellular channel protein 4
Exons: 5
Coding region: 16-648 (210 amino acids)
Source: RefSeq, a predicted model, not a curated record